Molecule: messenger RNA, 947 nt
Organism: Emiliania huxleyi CCMP1516
Lineage: Eukaryota; Haptophyta; Isochrysidales; Noelaerhabdaceae
Exons: 2
Coding region: 1-714 (237 amino acids)
Source: RefSeq, a predicted model, not a curated record
AUGCCCGACCCACGCCUCCCCCUGAUUCUCGCCCUCCUUUAUCCCUCCACCUCCGCAUUGGACGCCCUCCUAGCCGAGGGCAACCCGCACGACGCGCAGCCCGCCGCCGGUUGCUGUCCGGCGCAGGCGCUGCCGCCGUCCACGCUUCUCCUUGAGGCCGCGGCGCUCUCGCGCCAGGCCGACACCUUUGUGCGCGUGCGAACGCGCAAGCACGGAGGGGCGAGUGUUCCCGUCUUCACCUUCCGCCAGCCCGCCCGGCUCAGCAAGCGCGAGCUGCCCUUUGACCUAGCGCUAGUGUCCGAGAUUGACCCGAGCGGGAUCACCGAGGUGCCCGCUCCGGCCGCCGAGGCGGCAGACUCAUGGUUCACAGACUACGCCUGGUCGCACUUUGUGGUGUGCACCGGCGAGGGCACCGGCGCUCCCAAGCACCUCGGCUGGCGCUUCUCCCGCAAGGCGUCUGCUGGCGCCGCCGGCCCCGCCUCGUUUGUCGCGCUGAUAGUGCGCGCGGAGCAGAACGAGGCGGCGGACAAGGGCGCCGUGCGAGCGGCCGCGCCCCUCGCCGCCGCCGCCGCCGUCUCUGACGACGUCGAGGAGAGGGACGGAGGCGAGGCCUCCCCGCCGCCCCUCCCGGUCGGCGUCGAGGCACCCGCGUGGCUGGUGCAGAUGCUCGUGGCGCUGACGGCGCGCGCCACCACGCCGCCGAUCGCGAGCUAGGCUCGGCUGGGGCGGCAAUGGCGCCAGGCACCGCCACCGAUGAGAGAGCCAGUCAAGCGGCACCCCGCGGCUUGUGCAGAAGCUAGUCUAGCGUGUGUAUGUGUGGAACCUCCCCUGGCGCAGGCCGAGGCGGGGAGUGGAGGCGGUUGCUCCUUGUUGGCCAGUAGGGGGCAUGUGUCGAGUUGGGCUUGAAUGGCGGGUGUUUUCGGUCGCGAAUCGUAGAGAGCAGAGCG